Messenger RNA from Aspergillus pseudoviridinutans, 1215 nucleotides. RefSeq names its product putative proline racemase. The coding region runs from base 1 to 1215 and encodes 404 amino acids. Gene Ontology annotation, molecular function: hydro-lyase activity. The transcript has a single exon. NCBI's taxonomy places the organism in Eukaryota, Fungi, Ascomycota, Eurotiomycetes, Eurotiales, Aspergillaceae. The record is from RefSeq and is a predicted model, not a curated record.
AUGGAUAUAGCGCAAUAUCUCGGGGAGAACGGCUCCAACCAGCCCAUCCGCUGCAUCGACAUGCACACCACAGGAGAACCCACCCGCAUCGUCUACUCCGGCUUCCCAACCCUCUCAGGGACUCUCCUCGAGCAACGAGACCAAGCCAAACAGCAGCACGACCACAUCCGCAAACGACUGAUGCUCGAACCCCGCGGCCAUGACGGGAUGUACGGCGCCAUCAUCCGUCCGGAGACGGAGCUGGUCUCGUCCGGAGCCGCCCACAUCGGGGUCCUCUUCAUCCACAACGAGGGGUUCUCGACCAUGUGCGGACACGCGACCAUCGCACUGGGCCGAUUCCUCAUCGACACACACGACUACAAUGUAUUCCCGCGCCGCGAAGACCUUGUCUUCGAAGCAGACACGCAGACCGUCAAACUAAACAUCCACGCCCCCUGCGGUCUGGUGCGAGUGACGGUCCCCGUCACGGCUGAUGGGCGAAAAUCCGACCCCUCACGGCCGGUGACGUUCCUAUCCACGCCGGCAUUUGCAACACGCACUCAGAUGACGGUCCCCAUUGCGCCAGAGAUCCGAUGGCCCGAGCUGAGGGGCAGAGACUCCAUCGUGCUGGAUGUCAGCUACGGCGGCGCAUUCUACGCCAUUGUCCAGGCGAGCGAGCUCGGCUUCGACGGCGGCUUGCGGGAGCUGGACCUCGAUGCGAUGACGCGCUGCGUCCAGAAACUCAAACCCUACCUCAUGAGACUGCCGGAGGUUCAGGCUGCGUUUCGGCAUCCGCAGGACCAGCGCUUAUCGUUCCUCUACUCUGUGAUGGUUGUGGACUCCACGCUUGGGUUUCAACCUGAUGUUGUGCAAGGCACAGAGACAGGGCUGUGCUACUUUGCAGAAAAUCAGAUCGACCGAUCGCCGACGGGGUCCUGUGUGACGGCACGGAUGGCGCUCGCUUAUGCAAAGGGGGUAAGAUCUCUAGGUCAGCGCUGGGCGUAUAACUCCUUGGUUUCGAAUCACUUCGAGACAGGAGCUUUCAGCGCUGAGAUUGUUGAGGAAGUGUCUAUUGACACAGUAGAUGGUGGGGGACUCAACGCAGUCAUUGUCCAGGUCGAAGGCCAAGCAUUCUAUACCGGAGCAUCAGUGUUUGUGGUGGAACAUGAUGAUAAAAUAUCGUCAAGCGGGUUUACAAUGGAGAAGGUUGCCCUUGGCCCGGGUAUGGAGUCUUAG